GACUCCACCGACCGCACGGAGAACAAAUCCGAGCUAUCUCACCCGGAGGAUUUGUAGGUUGAGGCGAAAUUGCUUCCCCCUCCUCUUUGAAUUUUAAAUACCGUGGCAUCAUGUAUAGAAUCCCACUAUGUUUAAUGCGCGAAGCGAGAGCGGAAUGCGCGUCCUGUGCGGGGAAAGUUGUGGGAGUAACCUGCAGUUUUGAGACUUUUGGAGCGGGCUGGGACGCUGGGCAUCAUGCACACGGAUGUGGUGCUGGUCAAUCUGCUAGUUUGGAUGGUCGGUGUGUCCGGGCAGAUACUGCAGCAAUGCAUACACAGAUCAAAAAGAGAAAUGCCUCUAACACAAGGAUCCAGUCGCAAUAUUGGCAGCCCCAUGUUCAAGAGGAGUCCAGAUAUAACUAAAGCCUGGGGUACAAAGUCAGAGCAGCUGCUGAGGAUAGACGACCAUGACUUUACAAUGCGACCAGGAUUUGGAGGACUUCACUAUGACCCUGUAUCUGAGGCACUACUGGAAAGAUGAACGUCUGUCUUUUAGAAGCAACAACAACCUGAGCAUGACCUUCGAUAGCCGCCUGGUGAAGAAAAUCUGGGUACCUGACCUGUUUUUUGUCCACUCUAAGAAGUCCUUCAUCCACGACACAACCACUGACAACGUCAUGCUGCGACUUUACCCAGAUGGCAAAGUCCUCUACAGCCUCCGGGUGACAGUCACAUCCAUGUGUAGCAUGGAUCUAAGUCACUUUCCUCUCGACACACAGACCUGCUCUUUGGAGAUAGAGAGCUAUGCGUAUACAGAUGAUGACAUGAUGCUGUACUGGAAGAAAGGGAACAGGUCAUUAAACACAGACGAGAGAAUUUCUCUCUCCCAGUUCCUCAUCCAGGAGUUUCACACUGCCACCAAGCUGGCCUUCUACAGCAGCACAGGCUGGUACAACCGUCUGUACAUCAACUUCACUCUGCGGCGUCACGUCUUCUUUUUCCUGCUGCAGACCUACUUCCCAGCCACUCUGAUGGUCAUGCUGUCAUGGGUGUCCUUCUGGAUCGACCGCAGGGCCGUCCCUGCCAGAGUGCCACUAGGUAUAACUACGGUGCUCACCAUGUCCACCAUCAUCACUGGAGUCAAUGCCUCCAUGCCCAGGGUGUCGUACAUCAAAGCUGUGGACAUUUAUCUGUGGGUCAGUUUUGUCUUUGUGUUCCUGUCGGUGAUAGAGUACGCUGCAGUCAACUACCUGUCUACUCUAGAAGAACGCAAGGAGAAGGCACUCCGAGAGAGGCUGUCAUGUACCUGUGGUAUGGCCCAUCCUGGCAUGAUGUCAGCCAGCUACAGUGAGGUGAAUGCCAACACGACAGGGAACUAUGGCAUGCCAGAAGUGAACGGGCUGAAACAGGAGAGUAUGCUGGUGGAGCUAAGGAUGGAGAACGACCAGGUCACUGGCCAUGUUGGCUCCAACGCCUACAGCAACGUCUGGAUCGACACGCAUGUCAUAGACAAGUACUCCCGGGUCCUCUUUCCUGGAUCUUACAUACUUUUCAAUAUCAUCUACUGGUCUAGUUACUCCUAACACAAAUGGGACUCAAACAGACUUGUGGGUAACCGAGGUCUGAACAUUUUGAACUAAAGUGUGAAAAAUCUCUGCAGACUUGUGCACUCAGCUUGCAGAUUAAAGCUUUUGUGUCUUCAGAUUUGAAAGAAAGAAGAUGGAACACUUCAAUUGGAAAACAUAACUGGUGUACAUCUUAAGGCAGACCUAACUCCCCAAACACAUUCUACUUCACCUCGGUCCUUGAAUCCCAGAGGACAUGGAACAGGAGCAAUAAAGCUAAAUCUUUAGUCAGCUAAUCAAAGCACAACAACUUCCCAAUGUGGCUUCAUCUUGAUACGGUUUGUGUUCUGUAACGUGUCCUUUAAGGACGUUGAAUGUUUGUCAUGGUGCAGUUGUGUCUGGAAAUUUGGAAUUUAAGAGUUGUAAUCUGCCAGUUAAUGAUGUCCAAAUUAAGCUUCAUAGACCAUUUGUUGUAUUUGUUGACCCAACUAGAUGGCACCCUUGGUUUAA
Sander lucioperca (pikeperch) is the source of this 2053-nucleotide messenger RNA. RefSeq names its product gamma-aminobutyric acid receptor subunit rho-1-like. The record is from RefSeq and is a predicted model, not a curated record. Gene Ontology annotation, biological process: monoatomic ion transmembrane transport; regulation of membrane potential; nervous system process. Gene Ontology annotation, cellular component: GABA-A receptor complex; neuron projection; membrane. NCBI's taxonomy places the organism in Eukaryota, Metazoa, Chordata, Actinopteri, Perciformes, Percidae. The transcript is spliced from 9 exons. Bases 446 to 1561 code for a protein of 371 amino acids. Gene Ontology annotation, molecular function: extracellular ligand-gated monoatomic ion channel activity; neurotransmitter receptor activity; GABA-A receptor activity.